This is a messenger RNA of Pyrenophora tritici-repentis Pt-1C-BFP, 1911 nucleotides long. Its product is annotated as nucleic acid-binding protein, consists a PIN domain and a Zn-ribbon module. Gene Ontology annotation, biological process: maturation of SSU-rRNA. Gene Ontology annotation, molecular function: RNA endonuclease activity. The record is from RefSeq and is a predicted model, not a curated record. Gene Ontology annotation, cellular component: preribosome, small subunit precursor. NCBI's taxonomy places the organism in Eukaryota, Fungi, Ascomycota, Dothideomycetes, Pleosporales, Pleosporaceae.
AUGGCAGACCCAUCUCCUGCACAGCAAAAGCCGAUCCAUUCACUAAUUCUUGACACGGGACCACUGAUCAAGAACACGGUCGCUAUAUCCACACUCAUCAACACCGCCGAGGAACUCUACACCACGCCAGCCAUACUUUCUGAAAUCCGCGAUGAAGCGACACGAUCACGUGUGCAGACGACUCUUGUGCCUUUUCUGAAAAUUCGGAAUCCGAGUCCGGCGAGCUACGAUGCAGUUAUCGCAUUUAGCAAGAAGACGGGCGACCAUGCAGUGCUUAGUCGACAGGAUUUGGGCAUCUUGGCGCUGGCUUAUGAGGUGCAUUGUGAGAGGAAUGGAGGGGACUACGGACUUCGGCUUGUGCCGAAGGGAGAAGUGAAGAGGAGGCCGGAGGAGGUUGCUAACGAGGGUGUGAUGGAGGCUGAGAAGGAGAAAGAGGCUGUGUCCAGUAAGAGUGAGCCGGUUGUACCAGCUGAACAAACUGCGGCUGUAGGGCGCAAGUCAAAAACGGAAGCCAACAACAAGCGCAGAAGUCGGCGAAGGGCGGCCAAGGCAAACAAGUCUCAUGAUGACGCCGCUGAAGAGGUAACAGGAGAGGCCAGUUCAGAGGCGCCUGAGAUGGCUGAGUCAGUUGACCCCGACGCCGAGGACGAUGGUUGGGAGCAGCCUACCGGUAAGAAAGUGGCCAAGAGGGUUACAGUGCCAAAAUCCACCAAAUUCAACUUUGAACCAACCACAGAAGUGGAGAGUGAACCAAUCGCGAGUCAGCAACAGGAUGACGAACCCAGUCCGGCUGUGGUCGACGAAGAGGAGGGCGGCGAAGAGGAGGGCGGCGUUGCAGUCACGCAAGAGCAAGUACAGGAUCAAAUCCAGGAGCAGGUCGUAGCGCAGGUUCAAGAUCAGAUUCAUGAGCAAAUACAAGAUCAGAUUCACGAACAGCUUGAAAACAAGGGCCAGGAGCAGCUCGAAAGCCAGGUGGUGGAGCAAGCUCAGGAGAUGGUAGAAGAGCAAGUUCAAGAGCAAGUGCAAGAACAGCUACAGGAACAAGCCGGCGAACAGAGCCUGAUUGAUCAGUCGGCAUCCGUCGAGGUACCCAGUGCAAAGAUUCACAUCGAGCAGAGUGCGGAGCUUUCAGUCGAACCCGAGCAGCAAGAGCAGUCACAGGGCAACAUCGCAGAUGAAGCAACCCUCGAGCAAGACAUGGCCGAUCUAUCCGUCUCUCAACACACAGCACAACAACCCACCCCUCCCACAACCGACGACUCCGACUCCGACUCCGACUGGAUCACGCCCGAGAACCUAAGCUCCCACCAAGCCAAAGACGGCGCCAUCCAACCCCAUAUCUCCACAGCCUCCAACCCGCAACUCGACGUAGCAACCAUGACAACCGACUUCGCCAUGCAAAAUGUGCUCCUACAAAUGAACCUCAACCUCCUCUCCACAAACAUGUCACGCAUAAAAACCGUAAACACAAAAGUCCUCCGCUGCCACGCCUGCUUCCUCAUCACAAAAGAAAUGACACGACAAUUCUGCCCGCGCUGCGGCCAAGCCACCCUGCAGCGCGUAUCGUGUUCCACAAACGCAAAAGGCGAGUUUAGAAUCCACCUCGCGAAGAACUACCAGUUCAACAAACGCGGCGACAAGUACAGUAUCCCCAAGCCCAUUGCAGGCACCGCGAACACCAAGUGGACCGCGGGCCAGGGUGGGGGUAAGGGUGGUUGGGGACGGGAUUUAAUUCUCACAGAGGACCAGAAGGAGUAUACGAAGAGGGUCGAGGUGGAGAAGAGAAGUAAAGCGAGGGACCUUAUGGAUGAGAAUUAUCUACCGGGGAUACUGACGGGGGAUCGUGGGCGUGCGGGGGGCAGGGUCAAGGUGGGUGCGGGGAAGAAUGUUAAUGCAAAGAAGAGGUCGUAG